GACGCAACCAACCCGGAAGUGGUCCCUCUCCGGGCAAGGGACGGCCGGUCUGCCCCACAGCGGCUCUCCGCAGGGACGGAAGCCCUCAGGGUAUUAUUCCCAUGGGGAAGCAUUGAAAAAAAGUGGCAUCUGCAUCCAAGAGAGGGAUCUGAGGGCUCUGUUUCCUGACCCUGGAGCAGCCUGGUUUGGAGGCAACAUGGCAGCCGAGGUGAAGGUGGCAGGGCAGAACCAGGAACAGCUCCUGCUGCUGGCCAAAUCUGCCCAUGGAGCAGCUCUAGCCAACCUCAUCCACCAAGUGCUGGAAGCCCCUGGCAUCUAUGUCUUUGGGGAGCUCCUGGAUAUGCCCAAUGUUCGAGAGCUAGCUGACAGCGAUUUCUCUCCCGUCUUCCGCCUGCUCACUAUCUUUGCAUAUGGGACAUAUUCAGAUUAUCUGGUUGAGAGCGGGAAUCUGCCUGCAUUAACCGAGGCUCAGAAGAACAAACUCCGCCAUCUCUCAGUGGUGACACUGGCUUCCAAGCUCAAGUGCAUCCCUUAUUCAGUCCUGCUGGACCAGCUACAGCUGAAGAACGUGCGGCAGCUGGAAGACCUAGUGAUCGAGGCAGUGUACGCUGACGUGCUACGGGGGAGCCUGGACCAGCGGAACCAGCGGCUGGAAGUGGAUUACAGCAUUGGGCGGGACAUCCGCAGGGAGGAGCUCAGCGCCAUCACCCGUACCCUUCAGGAAUGGUGCCAGGGCUGUGAGGUUGUCCUCUCUAGCAUCGAGGAGCAAGUCAGCCGAGCGAAUCAGCACAAGGAGCAGCAGCUGGGCCUGAAGCAGCAGAUUGAGAGUGAGCAGGUUGCAAACCUGAAGAAGACCAUUAAGGUAACAACGGCCGCCGCCGCAGCUGCUACCUCCCAGGACCCCGAGCAGCACCUAUCCGAGCUGCGAGAGCCCGCUCCGGGUACCAACCAGCGGCAGGCCAGCAAAAAGACCUCCAAGGGCAAAGGGUGAGGUGGAAUCCCAGCUGACUCCUUGGAGUUACCUCAGGGCGGCUCCGAGGCAGCGCGAAAAUCUGGUCGAAAUCCAACUAGCAGGACACCUGUGUGGCUGGGCAGGAGCAGCAGGCGGCUUCCCACGUGUGGGGCUUUCUUCUCCAACCACCAUGUUUUUGUUUGUGUGCCCCUCUCCUCCCCUUUCAGUUUCUAUCCUUUCCAGCCAUGUUCUCUCCCUCCAUUGCUCUUGCAAUCCUUUUCAGCCCCCUUCUGUUUCCAACAGCACUGUUCCCUCCUCCUUUCCUUAUCUUUCUUUCUCUGCCCCUCCACCCUCCCUGAACUUCGUUCUUUUAUGGGGUCAAGAGCCAUAAAAUGACCUCAGAUCUUUCAAUUACCUUUGCACCCAUGUAUUGUUGGGGCGGCCCUGGAGUGGGAAUGAGAACCAGGCUCCAAGGAGCCACUUCGGUUCUGCGGGAGAGUGGACCCCAGGACAUCUUGGCUCUGGGGGACAGGGAUGGCACACCAGAACAUCUCUAUAAUUUGUUUCCUGCUUUGUUCUGAUCAGUGCAGGGGAGCGGGUGCAGGGGGGGGGGGGGGCGGAGACGCGUGUGCGUGCGUUGAGUGGAUUGUUUUUAAAUAGUAUAAAUAUAUAAAGCAAUUUAAAAAAAGAAAUAAAUCUAUGGACAUAUCUAUGGA
Molecule: messenger RNA, 1668 nt
Organism: Sphaerodactylus townsendi
Lineage: Eukaryota; Metazoa; Chordata; Lepidosauria; Squamata; Sphaerodactylidae
Gene: COPS7A
Product: COP9 signalosome subunit 7A
Exons: 9
Coding region: 197-991 (264 amino acids)
Biological process (GO): COP9 signalosome assembly
Cellular component (GO): COP9 signalosome
Source: RefSeq, a predicted model, not a curated record